This is a messenger RNA of Lotus japonicus, 480 nucleotides long. RefSeq lists its product as uncharacterized. The transcript has 2 exons. The record is from RefSeq and is a predicted model, not a curated record. The coding region runs from base 1 to 480 and encodes 159 amino acids. Gene Ontology annotation, molecular function: RNA-DNA hybrid ribonuclease activity; nucleic acid binding. Lineage: Eukaryota; Viridiplantae; Streptophyta; Magnoliopsida; Fabales; Fabaceae.
AUGGUGGCGCCGCGCCUUCCCGAGGAGGAGACAGAGAGGACACGAGCUGCGGUGGUGGCGGGUUUUGGGAUGGUGGCAAGAGACUCAAAUGGUGAAAUAAUGGCUUAUGCUUCAAAAUUUCCCACUAUGGUCCUUUCGCCGACGGUUGGAGAGGCACUCUCGCUUCGUUGGGCUAUGGAUUUGGCAAUACAGUUGGGAUUCCGGAGGGUUGUGUUUGAGACGGAUUGUCUUCCUUUAUUCCAAGCUUGGAAGAAGGCGUCAGGUGGCUCUUAUCUUCUUACUGUUAUUCAGGAUUGCUUUCAUUUUUGUAAUUUUUUCGACUUUGUUGAUCUUUCUUUUGUUCGCCGUGAGGGCAAUUGUGCCGCUGACUUUUUAGCGCGGAACGCUUCUACCUUAACCAAUGAGGUUUGGGUUGAGGAUGGUCCGCCGGGUUUAUUUCCGUUGUUGUUGGAGGACAUUUUGGCUUCUAGGCCAGCUUGA